Molecule: messenger RNA, 3284 nt
Organism: Calidris pugnax (ruff)
Lineage: Eukaryota; Metazoa; Chordata; Aves; Charadriiformes; Scolopacidae
Gene: SLC4A4
Product: solute carrier family 4 (sodium bicarbonate cotransporter), member 4
Exons: 25
Coding region: 23-3271 (1082 amino acids)
Biological process (GO): regulation of intracellular pH; transmembrane transport; monoatomic anion transport
Cellular component (GO): basolateral plasma membrane; plasma membrane
Molecular function (GO): solute:inorganic anion antiporter activity; sodium:bicarbonate symporter activity; monoatomic anion transmembrane transporter activity
Source: RefSeq, a predicted model, not a curated record
GGAAUAUGCUGCUUAGCAGGUGAUGGGACUUCACCAGCAAAGGAUGGAGGACGAGGCCGUCCUGGAUAGAGGGGCUUCCUUCCUUAAGCAUGUGUGCGACGAAGAAGAGGUGGAAGGUCACCACACCAUUUACAUUGGGGUCCACGUGCCGAAGAGCUACAGGAGGAGGAGGCGCCACAGAAGAAGACCUGGGCACAAAGAAAAGAAAGAAAAGGAGAAAAUCUCCGAGAACUACUCGGACAAAUCAGACGUAGAGAACGCCGACGAGACGAGCAGCAGCAUCCUUAAGCCGCUCAUCUCCCCCGCCGCCGAACGCAUCCGCUUCAUCCUCGGAGAGGAAGAUGACAGCCCGGCACCCCCGCAGCUCUUCACCGAGCUGGAUGAGCUGCUGGCCGUCGAUGGACAAGAGAUGGAGUGGAAGGAGACCGCAAGGUGGAUCAAGUUCGAGGAGAAGGUAGAACAAGGUGGGGAGCGAUGGAGCAAACCUCACGUGGCCACCUUGUCCCUGCACAGCUUGUUUGAGCUGAGGACGUGUAUAGAGAAAGGCUCCAUAAUGCUGGACAUGGAGGCGUCUUCUCUCCCGCAGGUGGUGGAAAUGAUCGUGGACAAUCAGAUCGAGACGGGGCUCUUGAAAGCGGAGCUGAAGGACAAAGUCACCUACACCCUGCUCAGGAAGCACCGGCACCAGACCAAGAAGUCCAACCUGCGCUCCUUGGCCGACAUUGGAAAGACCGUCUCCAGUGCAAGUAGGAUGUUUUCCAACCCCGAUAAUGGCAGCCCAGCCAUGACUCACAGAAACCUGACUUCCACCAGCCUGAAUGACAUCUCUGACAAGCCUGAGAAAGACCAGCUGAAGAAUAAAUUCAUGAAGAAGCUGCCCCGUGACGCCGAGGCCUCCAACGUGCUGGUGGGGGAGGUAGACUUCUUGGAGAGUCCUUUCAUUGCCUUCGUGCGGCUGCAGCAGGCCGUCAUGCUGGGUGCUCUGACCGAAGUCCCUGUACCUACCAGAUUUCUCUUCAUUCUGCUGGGACCGAAGGGAAAAGCGAAGUCCUACCAUGAGAUCGGCCGAGCCAUCGCCACUCUGAUGUCAGAUGAGGUAUUCCACGACAUUGCCUAUAAAGCCAAGGACCGGCAGGACCUGAUCGCCGGCAUCGAUGAGUUUCUGGAUGAAGUCAUUGUGCUGCCCCCAGGGGAAUGGGAUCCAGCCAUCAGGAUAGAGCCCCCCAAGUCUCUUCCUUCUUCUGAUAAAAGGAAAAACAUGUACUCUGGUGGAGAGAACCUACAGAUGAAUGGAGACACCCCCCAUGAUGGAGGACAUGGUGGCGGGGGCCACGGGGACUGUGAAGAGCUGCAACGAACCGGCAGGUUCUGCGGUGGCUUGAUCAAGGACAUAAAGAGGAAAGCGCCCUUCUUCGCCAGCGACUUCUACGAUGCUUUAAACAUCCAAGCCCUUUCAGCAAUUCUCUUCAUCUACCUGGCCACGGUGACCAACGCUAUCACGUUUGGAGGACUCCUUGGGGAUGCUACGGACAACAUGCAGGGCGUGUUGGAGAGCUUUCUGGGCACGGCAGUCACCGGUGCGAUAUUUUGCCUUUUUGCUGGUCAGCCUCUCACCAUUUUGAGCAGCACAGGACCCGUCCUUGUCUUUGAGCGGCUUCUCUUUAAUUUCAGCAAAGACAACGAUUUUGACUACCUGGAGUUCCGACUCUGGAUCGGCCUUUGGUCAGCCUUCCAGUGUCUCAUUCUCGUCGCCACCGAUGCCAGCUUCCUGGUCAAGUACUUCACCCGCUUCACCGAAGAAGGUUUCUCCUCCCUUAUUAGCUUCAUCUUCAUUUACGACGCUUUCAAGAAGAUGAUCAAGCUGGCAGACCAUUACCCCAUCAACUCGGAGUUCAAGGUGGACCAUAUCACGCAUUACUCUUGUGCCUGUGAACCGUUAGAUCCAGUUAAUAGCUCGUUAUUUAACGGGACGACGGCCGAUGAGCUCUUCUACUCCUCUGCUGAGCCGUACAACACCACCAUUGACUGGUCCUCUCUGACAACAAAGGAGUGCUUGAAAUACGGGGGACAACUUGUGGGCAACAACUGCGGCUACGUCCCUGACAUCACCCUCAUGUCUUUCAUCCUCUUCUUUGGCACUUACACCUGCUCCAUGGCCCUGAAGAAAUUCAAGACCAGUCGCUAUUUUCCAACCACGGCCCGGAAGCUCAUCAGUGACUUUGCCAUUAUCUUGUCCAUUUUGAUUUUCUGUGGAAUAGAUGCCCUGGUAGGUGUGGACACACCAAAACUAAUUGUGCCAAGUGAAUUCAAGCCAACCAGUCCCGAGAGGGGUUGGUUUAUCCCACCUUUUGGAGGGAACCCGUGGUGGGUGUACCUGGCAGCGGCCAUCCCUGCACUGCUGGUGACUAUCCUCAUCUUCAUGGACCAGCAAAUCACAGCCGUCAUCGUCAACAGGAAGGAGCACAAGCUCAAGAAAGGUGCUGGAUAUCACCUGGAUUUGUUCUGGGUGGCCAUUCUGAUGAUCGUGUGCUCCUUUAUGGGUCUGCCCUGGUACGUUGCUGCUACCGUCAUCUCCAUCGCUCACAUUGACAGCUUGAAGAUGGAGACGGAAACUUCAGCCCCUGGAGAACAGCCCAAGUUUUUGGGAGUGAGGGAGCAGAGAGUCACCGGGGUCAUCGUUUUCAUCCUGACUGGGGUGUCUGUCUUCAUGGCGCCCAUCCUGAAGUUCAUUCCCAUGCCUGUGCUCUACGGCGUCUUCCUCUACAUGGGCGUCGCAUCCCUCAACGGCGUGCAGUUCAUGGAUCGUCUGAAGCUGCUCUUGAUGCCUCUAAAACACCAGCCCGACUUCAUCUACUUGCGCCACGUCCCGCUGCGCAGGGUCCAUCUCUUCACCUUCCUGCAGGUGGUGUGCCUGGCCCUCCUCUGGAUCCUCAAGUCGACUGUGGCUGCUAUCAUCUUCCCUGUCAUGAUCCUGGCCCUGGUAGCAGUCAGAAAAGCCAUGGACUACCUCUUCUCCCAGCACGACUUAAGCUUUCUUGAUGACGUCAUUCCAGAAAAGGACAAGAAAAAGAAAGAGGAUGAGAAGAAGAAGAAAAAGAAGAAGGGCAGUAUGGACAGUGACAAUGACGAUUCUGACUGCCCCUACUCAGAAAAAGUCCCAAGUAUUAAAAUCCCAAUGGACAUCAUGGAGCAGGAACCUUUCCUAAGUGAUAGCAAACCUGCCGACAGAGAAAAAUCACCAACAUUCCUUGAACGCCAUACGUCGUGCUGAUACAAUUCCUUUC